Cladocopium goreaui is the source of this 1919-nucleotide messenger RNA. Lineage: Eukaryota; Dinophyceae; Suessiales; Symbiodiniaceae. The record is from the annotation of a GenBank genome assembly.
CGCGAGUUGAGGGCCACAUGCAGAAGUGAUAGGGACCAGCAAUGCUUCAACGGACUGGACAGUCGCCGCUCAAUGGUCUGAAGCAGUUCCGUCACGAACUCUUGGAACAUCAAGCGCUUCUCUUGAACAAGCUCGAUGCGAAGAUUUCCAAGCUUGGGCUGGUGGCAGCUGAAGAGACUGCGGAUAUUGAGUUGGAGGAGUUCAAGGGAUCCAAAGAGGAGACCAAAGAUGAGAUGCAGAGUACCCUGAUGUCAGUUCCUGCUUCAGCCUGGCAUGCACCAAACGCAGAUGGUGUAGCUGAGCGGAAAUUCAGCGCAAUUCCAGGAUCGAUUGUGGAAGACACUGUCGAGGCAUUCUCCAGCUUGCCCACAGUCGCGGAGCGGCGGAAGAAGCACAUGGCUUGGAUCCAUAAGCAGUCUCAAUUUGAACCAAGUGACAAGCCAGAGGAUGAGCAACAUCAGCGUGUCUUUUCUCAGCUCUCGGCAGAAUGUGCCCGAGAAUCCGUGCGACGAAAGGCCAUCGACAACUUCGGUCCGCCGCGGCCACCCUCCUCGUCACGGUGGGCAGAGGUGGUGAGACAUCCCUAUUUCGAACGGAUGUCCUUGGCCAUGAUCUAUUUGAAUGCCGUAUGGAUCGCAAUAGACAUUGAAUUUAACAAGGCAGACAUGGUCUUGCAGGCAGAAAGUCCUUUCCUCAUCAUGGAAAUUGUCUUCACCUUAUAUUUCAGCGGCGAACUCUUUGUGAGGUUCAUGUCUUACGAAAAACGCCGGGAAGCUGUGCGUGAUUCCUGGUUUAUUUUCGACCUCCUGCUGGUAGUGAUGAUGCUCCUGGAGACUUGGCUGAUCCCUUUGACGGCCUUCAUCAUUGAGGGUGGCUUCACCGCGCGCUCCCAGGACGAUGGAGCCAACAUCUCACGGAGCGCCUCAGUGCUGCGCAUCGCCCGUAUUUUGCGGGUCUUUCGCACGGCACGGAUCAUCAGAGUGGCGCGCUACAUGCCGGAACUCAUGAUUUUGGUCAAAGGAUUGAUAGUUGCCGCUCGCUCUGUGUUUUUCACUCUUGUCCUGUUGCUGCUCAUUACCUAUGUAUUCAGCAUUGCUUUCUCCCAGCUCAGCGAAAACACGAGACUCGAACCAAAAUAUUUCCCAACAAUAACGUCAGCGGUGCUGACACUCAUUGUGCAAUGCGUCAUGCCGGACCAGGAGGAAUUCUUUCAAGACGUCUCGGAUGUCAGCUGGAUCAUGGGAAUGCUUGUCAUUAUCUUCGUGCUUGUCGGCUCGCUCAUUGUGAUGAAUAUGUUGGUGGGAAUUCUCGUGGAGGCCGUGCAGACAGUCGCGACCAUGGAGCAUGAGCAGAUUCAUGUGGACUUCGCCAAGCGGGUCCUGUGGGACUUAAUCAGGGAGCAAGGUGCCGAUGAGGAUGGCGACAACCGCAUCUCUGAGGAGGAGUUCGUGAGGCUCUUGGAACGACCUGAGGCAUCCAAGGCUUUGAACCGCUUGGGCGUUGACGCCUUUGCGGUGAUGGAAACUGGAAAGUUAUUGUUUGAAGAUGGAGAACCUCUAACCUUCCCAGAGUUCAUGGACGCCAUCCUAACUUUGCGGGGCUCCAAUCAGACCACCGUCAAGGACAUUGUGAAUCUGUGGAAGUUUACUGCAGACGAGUUUUCUCAGCUCCAUACGGUUUUGAUGGAUCUGUGUAAAUUCUUAUCAGGCCAUGGUAUUCCAGCAAUGUUGGCCCAGCAGAUUGGCCAGCUUGAAAUCAAGUCGCGGUCCUCUCCUGUGCGGAACUUCGACGAAGUGUAGACAGACGCGGAGUUGAUGUCUGAGACAGGCUGCGUGACUGUUGAUUCAGCGAGUUGUUGCCAUGGCACCGCUUGCUGUUUGCGGGGAAAUGCAAAUGAUGCAAGUUUGCAUGCUGCUGCC